AUUCAGCGAAUAUUCCGUAAAAAAUAAGCAACCGAAUUGGAUUGUUAAACGUGUGUGGUCUUGAAGGCCUUUUGAUAAUCGUUUUAAAAGCUAUUAAACAAUAUUUUAAUAAGCAUAUAGUUGUUUAGUAUAAAGAAAAGUGCAAUUGUGUAAUUUUAUUCAAUAAAUAAUAUAAUCAAUAUAGUGUUUGUGGCAUAUUGAGACACUAAUCGGAAUUUGCGUCAUAAAAAACUUGUGUGAUAAACACCAAAAAUAUUACAUUUAAUAAUAAGACAAUAACGCACAUAAAUACAUACAUUAAAAACGUGUUGUUGCCAAAAAUUACAUAUUAUUAAUUAAAAGCAAAAGAUAUUCAAAAGACUGGAAAACCAGUCAACCCCUCCCAGUCAAACGAUAACAUUCCAAUUUGUUUGGACGAGGGGUAACAUGGGUAAAGCGCUAGCAAACUAGUCGUGUUGGUGAGUCAUCAAAGAUAAAAUCGCAGCGCUUACCGCGCAAACAAAAGCAAAGCACAUAUACAGUAGCGACGAGUGACAGCAGCAGCAACAGUUCCAAGGCCUCGUACAUAUUUCGUGUUGACAAAAGGCAAAACAGCUGAAGAUACUAUAACUCGUUAGACGAUAUACUAGAGUGACGUCAUCACCUUGCGCAUAGACUACAUUCACACACAUAAUAAGGAAUUUACUAUGAAAACCACUAUCAGUGCAACAACAACCACCAACACAGCUGUGACGAUUAACAGCAACGCACCGUCGGUUAACAUCUUACCGAAAACGGAAGUUGGCGACAUAAAUCUAACUUUCCAAACACCAAACGCCGCUGCACCAAGUAACAACAACAACAGCGUGUCAAAUAAGCGGCCUAUUUCAUUAGAUUUGAAUAAAAUGGCGGCAAAGAAACAACGUUUGAUACCACCGCUUAGUAUCGAUUCACCCAAUUUGGACAGCAUGAAAACCAUAAAUACACCUGACAUUGAGAAAAUGUUGCUGAGCAACGUAAUGCCGACGCCGCAGCCGGGUGUGAUAUUCCCCAGCAAAACGAGUACGGUUACCUCUGAGCAGGAGGCAUAUGUGAAGGGUUUCGAGGAAGCGUUGAGCAAUUUGCAUCAAAGCAAAAAGUCACAGGCCGCACAGAUAACGAACAGCAGCAGUGCUAAUGUAGCAACGACCGCGACGACCACCACGACAAACAUUGUGGGCACGGGCGUUAGUGGCGGUUCAUUCACCUACACUAAUUUAGAAAACUUCCCCGUUGCCAUCAAGGAUGAGCCACAAAACCCCGGUUCGCCAGCGGCGCUCAGUCCAAUCGAUAUGGAAACGCAAGAGAAGAUCAAGUUGGAGCGCAAGCGGCAGCGUAACCGUGUGGCCGCCUCCAAGUGCCGUAAACGUAAGCUGGAACGCAUUUCCAAGCUUGAAGAUAAAGUUAAAAUACUCAAGGGCGAAAACUCCGACCUCGGUGCAGUGGUUAAAGCGCUGAAGGAUCAUGUAGCACAGCUCAAAGAGCAAGUGAUGGAUCACUUUAACUCCGGUUGCACAAUCUCCAUGUUAACGGAUCAGCCCCUGUUGGCGGGCAAAUAACAUGAGGAUUACGUGGUAGGCGCUCGAAAGUUAGAACAUAGGCAAAAACCGGAAACGCAACUGCAUGAAUUCGAUGUAAAAUCAGGGAAUGGACUAAUGUUGGAGCGUGAUACGCGUACGAAAAUAUUGGAUUUGAAAAAAGAAAAUGCUAGCCAAAAGCAACAACAGCGCGCUACACAUAACAAACAACUAAAACUGGUACGCAACACGCUGCAACAACAGCAAGAUGAAACUGAGGCAAAUACUGACUUAUCGGAUUUACAA
Zeugodacus cucurbitae (melon fly) is the source of this 1841-nucleotide messenger RNA. RefSeq names its product transcription factor Jra (gene Jra). The transcript has 3 exons. Gene Ontology annotation, cellular component: transcription regulator complex. Gene Ontology annotation, biological process: regulation of transcription by RNA polymerase II; regulation of cell cycle; regulation of cell population proliferation. Bases 687 to 1577 code for a protein of 296 amino acids. Gene Ontology annotation, molecular function: transcription factor binding; RNA polymerase II cis-regulatory region sequence-specific DNA binding; DNA-binding transcription factor activity, RNA polymerase II-specific. The record is from RefSeq and is a predicted model, not a curated record. Lineage: Eukaryota; Metazoa; Arthropoda; Insecta; Diptera; Tephritidae.